CACUCGUGGGGGGAGGAGAAGAGAAGGGGAAACUCCCUGGGGGAAGAGGGCCCCUCAUGGGCAGGGGGGACCUGUUGGCGGUCUCUCCCCUUGGGGCCGGUCUGCACCUCUCAACCUGCCUGAACAGCCUGAAGGUGGGGCCCGAGCCCCUGGGAGAGGGAUUCAUGCAGGAGGGCUAAAGUGCUGUGGAGUCCCAGCCCCAUCACUCACCCUCGCUUGGCAGAUCUUCAGUUCUGAUGUAAAUAACUGUCGAGCGUAGAAGUUGGGGGCUGCCCUGGCUGUGCAGAGAACGUGACAGUACCCGAUGAGUUAAACUGUGACAGAGGAAACCAGACUUCUCCUUCUGGGGCAUGACUGCGACUACAUCUGAAAGAUCAAAAUUAAAGAAGCUUCACACUCAGAGAUGAUUAUGGAAGAAAAUUAUGCCACAAAGAGAGGGCUUAUUGGAAUUGUUGUGUUACCUCCCAGCCCACUGCCUCCUUGUUUUCCACAUCUUCCAGCCUCCCAGACUUGGAUGAAAUGGACACUUUCUGCUUCUCAGGAUUUUGCUCCACUGAAAAAAAGUUGUAAACAGCAGCAUCCAGGUACAGAAUUGAGUGAGAUUCCUGCAGAGCUCCUGAAAUGCCAUGGAAGGGAAAAAGAGAGCGAGAAGGAGAAACAACAAAUAAUUGGUGGAUGUAAUCAGACCUGCUCUGCAGUGACAUCUGCUUUUCCAUUGCCACCCAUGCUCUGCUCCCUAGAUCAGAGCUGCCCUGCACUUUUCAGUAGCUCCAACAUUUGGAUUGCAGGCUGUAGUAGGUUCUGCCUCUGCUGGCUUCUUUCAUUCACCUGCAGUCUUGGAAUGAAGCUGUUUCCUGAACAAUGGUCUGCGGAGGGUGUAAGGCAGAGUGACUUCCCGGAGCAGGAAAUGCCAGCGACUGUGAUGCCGGGAAGUCCGGUCCAGCUGAACAGUGUCACCCUGGAGUCUGAACACCCGCAGUCCGUGAGCCAGCCCCAACCUGCCUUCCAGAUCCAGCCCGUGACCCCGGACCCUGCCCCCAGCCAGUGCAGGGAGACAUGGGGUGGGAAGUAUGAGUUCCUGCUCUCCUGCAUCGGGUAUUGCGUGGGGCUGGGCAACGUCUGGCGCUUCCCCUAUCUCUGCUACCGCAAUGGAGGAGGGGUCUUCCUGAUCCCCUACUUCAUCAUGCUGCUCUUCACCGGCCUGCCUCUGUUCCUGCUGGAGCUCAGCCUUGGCCAGUAUGGAGCUGCAGGGCCCAUCACCGUCUGGAAGUGCUGCCCCCUGCUGAAAGGGAUCGGCGUGGGCAUGCUGCUCGUCUCCUCGCUGGUGUCACUCUAUUAUAAUGUCAUCAUCGCCUGGACUUUCUACUACCUGGGCAUGUCCUUCCAGAGCCCCCUGCCCUGGUCUUGCAAUGCUCCGCAGAACGCCCCUCUCUGCCAGAACGCAUCAGGAAACGCCAGUCGGUUCAGUGCCAGCGAGGCCUUCUGGAACGAGCAGGUGCUGGGGGUCACGCACAGCUCUGGCCUCCACGACCCGGGCCCGGUGAGGUGGCCGCUCGCCAUAUGCUUGUUGGUCGCCUGGAUCGUCAUCUUCCUCUGCAUGUUAAAGGGAAUCCGCAGCUCGGGCAAGGUGGUGUAUUUCACAGCGACGUUCCCAUACCUGGUCCUCACCGUGCUCAUCAUCCGAGGAGCUACGCUGGAGGGAUCCAUUGAGGGCGUCCGCUUCUACCUCUCCUCGGACUGGAGCAGGCUACAGAGCGCUCAGGUGUGGAACGAUGCUGCCUCACAGAUCUUCUACUCGCUGGGCAUUGGCUUUGGGGGGCUUCUCUCCAUGGCCUCCUACAACAAGUUUGACAACAACGUGAUCAGGGACACCCUGGUUAUUGCCAUCGGGAACUGUUGCACCAGCUUCUUCGCUGGGUUCGCCAUCUUCUCCAUCCUGGGCCAUAUGGCGUGGAGGAAGAGAGUGCCGGUGGGGGAGGUGGCCGAUUCAGGUCCUGGGCUUGCCUUCGUGGCCUACCCAGAAGCCCUUGCUCUGCUGCCUGCCUCUGCCUUCUGGUCGGUCCUGUUCUUCCUGAUGAUGUUCACGCUGGGAGUAGACACCCUGUUCGGGAACAUGGAGGGCAUCACCACGGCUGUGCUGGACGAGUUCCCAGCCCUGCGUGAGUGGAGACGGAAGACUCUCUUCCUGGGUGCACUGUGCUUCAUCUUCUACCUGCUGGGCCUGCUGCUCAUCACCGAGGGUGGCAUUUACUGGUUCACCCUCAUCGACGCCUACAGCACCAGCUUCGGCCUCAUCAUCAUCACCCUCUUCAUGUGCAUUGGCAUUGCCUUCUUCUAUGGAGUGAACCAGUUCUGCCGGGACAUCGUUGACAUGAUCUGCCGGUGCCCGCCCUGGUGCAGCAAGCUGGUGCUCUACUUCAAGGCAUGCUGGGUAUUCAUCACGCCGUGCCUGCUGCUGUUCAUCCUCAUCUACAUCUUCCUGGAGAUGUACAACACGUCCCUGCACUACGGUGCCUACGCCUACCCACGCUGGGGCAAGGCCCUGGGCGUGUGCAUGGGCACCGUGACCUGCAUCCAGAUCCCGCUCUGGGCGCUCAUGGCCAUCUGCAGGGAGUCAGGGACGCUGACGGACCGGUUCCGGAAAGCCAUCCACCCUCUGAAUUCCUGGCGCACGGCGCCCACCCACGCCGAGGUCAUCGACGUCCCCUACACCAUCAACCUGGUGGACAGCGACUUCGCUAGCCCGCCCCAGGGGAGCAGCGAGGCCUGAGGGGCCAGGGCCGGGCAGCAGAAUGGGGGCUCCAGGCAGGUCGCUGCCCUCGCCGCUCCGGGCAGCUGCUCUUGGCUCCAUUGUGGCAGCCUCCCAGGCAGAGGCCGCGGGCCGGUGCUCCUGGAUCCUGUUGGAGGCUGCAGGUGGUUCCUCACCUGCAGGAGACGAUGCUGGGCUGGAAUCUGCUGCUCUCCAGCCGCAGCGGUGCCAGCGGGGGGGCAGGGCGGGGCCAGGACUCUGCUCAGGGCUGUGGCCCACCAGCCGCCGGGCACUUUGCAAGAGGGGCCUGGCCUCUGAACCUUCUUAAAAUCAUAGGGAAAGGAUUGUACUUGAGAAUCGAUUGCAUGUGCCCCCUGGCGCAGCUGGGCACACGGCUGGGUGGGUGCGCAGGCACCUCCCAGGCAUGGACAGAGGUGCGCAGAUGGGGCCGCUCCGAGGUGUGGAAGUGUGCAGACAGCGGCAUGCCCUGCGGCACAGACGAAGUAUGUGGACAGGGGGGCGCUCCAGGGCGUGGACAGAGAGGGGCACGCACAGAGAGGUGCCCUGGGGCACACACAGAGAGGGGCACGCACAGAGAGGUGCCCCAGGGCAUGGACAGAGCUGUGUGCUCCUUGCCCAGCUGCACCCUCGGCGGGAAGUGAUUCCCCAGCACUGAAGCAAGGCUGGGCUGCUGCUGUCCUAGCACUAGUGUCUGUGCAGGGGGCUGGCCGGGCUCCUGGGGGCUGCACCUGGGGGGGAGAGUUGUGGUGGGGGCUCCUCUGGCUCUGUGCCUGCCAAUCCGAGGUCUAGGCCCUGGGUUCCCCUCCUCUGUCUUGGGCACUAAGGCCAACUGCUCCAUUAGCCAACCCAGCCAUGGCUCGAAUCAGCUCCUGCCAGGGUCUCGCCAGGGGGCGGCCGGCAGGGUCACAGCCCAAGCCUGCCCCAGGGGUGAGGACUUGGGGCCAGCGGGUUGGUGGUGGCACGAGGUUCAUGGUGCACAGCUGGGAAGCACCUUGCUCUACAGGAACUGCCCACGUGUGGGAGGCGGCAGCUGCUGUGGGCAGGGCUGGCAGAGGUGAGGAUUUGUCCCGGCAGCGAGAUGCAGGGGGAGGGGGUCUCUCCACAGGCCGGCCCUGCCAAGGGGCUGGGUUUUGGGGGCCCCAGCUCGCCGGCCGCUGGGAUUUCUCUGCGGCAGAAAUAAAG
Molecule: messenger RNA, 3952 nt
Organism: Gopherus evgoodei (Goodes thornscrub tortoise)
Lineage: Eukaryota; Metazoa; Chordata; Testudines; Testudinidae
Product: sodium-dependent proline transporter-like
Exons: 19
Coding region: 404-2770 (788 amino acids)
Biological process (GO): sodium ion transmembrane transport
Cellular component (GO): membrane
Molecular function (GO): L-proline transmembrane transporter activity
Source: RefSeq, a predicted model, not a curated record